UUUGGAAUUUGGAGUUUGAGGAUUUAGGAAAACGGCGUCGUAGGCGUCAUCCUAGUUGAGCAUAAACCCUUGGAUCAUCAAAACCCCUCCAUCUUUCACUCGCUGGUGUUGUUGAAAUAGGAACUGAGAAUUAAGAGAAGGAUGUUGUCAAGACUAGGGAGGAUCCGAAAUGUAUGUGUUGCCGGUGGUGGUGUGGAUGAAAUCACCAGUUCCUUCCUAGGAGCCUCAAGAAAUUAUCACUCUCAUGUUGCAGGAAUAUAUUCCAAUAUGCUCAAUGGCUCUUGUGAACGACAUUGGACUUGUGGACAUACAAAUGCUUUUCGCUCAACAAUGGUUGUUCAACAGCCAAUAUUCUGGAAUCAUCAGAGAAUGGUUACAACGCAAACAAAAGCCCCUGCCCAAGCUCGGCAUAAAGGCACCCAACUUUCUAUGCAGAGUCCUGGAUUUGUCAUUGAGCCAUAUACACCCCGUGAACGAAUUGCCUUUUGGCGAAGAUGCUUCACUAGAAGUGGAUGGAGAAGAACAAAAGACGACAUCAUUCUAGAGCUCAAAAAUGCAUAUGCCAUUAGUAAAUUGCGGAAAAAGGGAUAUUCAAAGCAAAAGUUCUACACGGAAGCCUUUAAUCUAUACAAAGAGAUAAACUCUCAUAUAGCGACUCGUGACAAGGCAUCCUUAAGGAAAGCUGUUACAGAAAAUAUGUAUUCUACGCUCAAAAAUGAGAUUAAGCAAAGACAAUCAGUGUGGAGCAGUGUUUACUUGGAGUUGAUAGAACCUGCUGUGAAAAUUCGAACGCUAAGAGCUCGAAUGAUUGCUAUUGACAAGGAUGACCUCAGUAAAUUCUUCAUGCAGCUUACACUUGAGUUCUUGACAAAGCAGAAGUUUGAGGCUUAUGAUUCAAGUGGUGCUAUUGUCGCUGGAGACAAGGAUAAGGAGGUACUUGUUCGCGACAUAUGGGUUUUUGAAAAGUCUUUCUUUCACCCGAAUUCUUACUGGCGACUAUGUGGGCGUAUUAAGGUAUAACAGGUUAUGUUGUUUUUUGGUGUUGGUGAGAUAGCUCUACUGAAGUUCAGAAAUCAGAACAGAUUUUGAUCCAUGAGCAAUUGACUGUGUGAGGUCGUUUAUCAUGCAUCGUUGCAUAUCAUUAAUUACUUGAGCAAUAAAAGGUGAUAUGGGUGAACUCAGUAUUUCAAAUUUGUUCUUUGCAUUCUUGUUUGUUACAUGUGACGAAUAAGCUGAUCCUAUAGUUGCCAGUUUGGUAAAAUUUUGAUUCUAGUGCGACAUUCCAGCUGUAAUUUUAAUAUUUUUUGCCAAGUCAAGGCGGUAAUUGUUUUCUUACA
Daucus carota subsp. sativus is the source of this 1337-nucleotide messenger RNA. RefSeq lists its product as uncharacterized. The transcript has 12 exons. NCBI's taxonomy places the organism in Eukaryota, Viridiplantae, Streptophyta, Magnoliopsida, Apiales, Apiaceae. Gene Ontology annotation, cellular component: mitochondrion. The coding region runs from base 142 to 1020 and encodes 292 amino acids. The record is from RefSeq and is a predicted model, not a curated record.